This is a messenger RNA of Stegastes partitus (bicolor damselfish), 1944 nucleotides long. Its product is annotated as Krueppel-like factor 10. The transcript has 4 exons. The coding region runs from base 108 to 1463 and encodes 451 amino acids. NCBI's taxonomy places the organism in Eukaryota, Metazoa, Chordata, Actinopteri, Pomacentridae. Gene Ontology annotation, molecular function: RNA polymerase II cis-regulatory region sequence-specific DNA binding; DNA-binding transcription factor activity, RNA polymerase II-specific. Gene Ontology annotation, biological process: regulation of transcription by RNA polymerase II. The record is from RefSeq and is a predicted model, not a curated record.
UUAAACACACACUCCUGGGCUGAAAUGUUCACACAAGUCACAAGGACGAACGCCCUGCGGUGAAACCUGCUUCCUGGACACUUCACACAGGCCCAAAUAGGUGCAACAUGGAAGUUGAGGAGCACCACUCAGACAUCUCAGACAUCCAGGGUGAAUUCCAGCCUGCUCCUAUGGGUGCAGGUGACAUGGAGGCUGUGAAGGCUCUGAUGUCCAUGACUAAGCACUGGAAGACGAGGAACUUCAGGCUGCAACACUUCAGACCUUUAACUCCGUCCUCUGACUGCUCAGAGGACGACUCAGUGCCUGUUGGUUCUCCUUUGUGCAUGACACCACCGUACAGCCCACCACACUGUGAGGCUGCCUAUCCACCAUCAGCAUUGAAACUACACCAACUUCCAGAAGAGACUCCACUGCACAAACCCACUGCUGUUUCUCAGCAGAAGUUUCAGUGCACCAGUGUAAUCCGGCACACUGCAGAAUGCCAGCACCGCUCCUGUUAUGUUCAUCGCGUCUCGAAGGAAAACAAACCUACUUGGGUUCAAAAAGAAGCUUCUAAAACAGAUAUAAACUCUGAAGAUGGGCUGAUUAGUAGAGGCUCUGAUAAGAGUGUUGCAGCACAGAAAGCUUUCACUGAGACUUUGCCAAAUGUGGUUGAAUCCAGCCAGACCCAGAUUAGUCUGUUAGGCCUGGAGGAUAAUUCCACAUCUCAGUCUGUCCCUGCUGGUGAUGCUCAGGUCUCUCCUGUGCCUGUCUCCUGCCAGAUUGUUUCUAUCUCUUCUCCUUCCCCCGCUGUUGUGCAACAGCCUGUCAAAACCUCUGAGAGUCAGCAGCAACACCUACCGCUGGCCCCGUCAGCAGUCACCACCGUGCAUGUGCCACUACAACAGCAGCACAAACAAGAAUAUGCACCACCACAAACCCACACCGCUUCUCCUGCACAGGUCUUCUUUGUAGGGGGUCAGGUGUCGAAAGGUCCCCUAAUGCUCCUUGUCCCUCAGCCAUCUGUUCCUACUCUCUACGUUCAGCCGGCACUGGUGACCCCUGCUGGCACCAAGUUAGCAGCCAUUGCCCCCGCGCCAGGUCGAGCCUCAUCGUUACAAAGACACACCCCACGGCAGCCAGAAGUGUCCCGAGUACGCAGUCAUGUCUGUCCCCAUGACGACUGCAACAAAACCUACUUCAAGACCUCCCAUCUCAAGGCCCACAUGAGGACGCACACAGGUGAGAAACCCUUCAAGUGCAAGUGGGAGGGAUGUGAGAGGCAAUUUGCCCGGUCAGAUGAACUGUCACGCCACCGGCGAACCCACACAGGAGAGAAAAGGUUUGCCUGCCCCAUGUGCCUGAGCCGCUUCAUGCGCAGCGACCACCUGGCCAAGCAUGCCCGACGGCACCUGGCAACGAGGAAGACACCCUGCUGGACUGCUUCCACAAUACUCAGUGUCACUUCAGUAAAGUGUCUAUGAAGCAUCGUGGGAGCGACAAACCGUGAAAUCAAGUGUGAGACUUUGUUUGGCUGGAACUGAUUGCUCUGAGGAUUGUGCCACUGAUUUUUACAUGUCACCAGUCUGCUGAUAAUAAGGCUGUUGUGCAACCUCACUGAACUGACAGCAGAAUUAAGCUGCACGUAAAGUCUUUGUUGUCUCCAGAUGAUUUUAGAUGAAUAUGAGAGAGGUAAUGAAGCUGUUUACGUUCAACUUCUGAUUACUGUAUCACAUUAUACUAAGAAAUGACACUGAAUAUGUCGAUAGUCUUCUGUAACUUUCAUGUUUUUAUAGAUCUAUAAGAUGUGUUUACAUUUCAGUGAUUUGACCAAAGAAUGUUGGCUGUUGUUCUUUUGUGCCAUAUAAGAAUGGAUUUGCUAAGACAUUUUUGCACAAUGCUUUUUUUUUCUUGCAGGGAACAUAGAAUUAUUAAACGUCAACAAGCAUUUUGUAUUAUUUAUUA